Messenger RNA from Cimex lectularius (bed bug), 3629 nucleotides. RefSeq lists its product as uncharacterized. NCBI's taxonomy places the organism in Eukaryota, Metazoa, Arthropoda, Insecta, Hemiptera, Cimicidae. The transcript is spliced from 15 exons. Gene Ontology annotation, biological process: signal transduction. The record is from RefSeq and is a predicted model, not a curated record. The coding region runs from base 29 to 2572 and encodes 847 amino acids.
AUCAGUGAAGUAGCCAGCGAGCAGAGAGAUGGCGAGCGGCGCCUCCAAAAAAGAGGGGAUCAAACCGGAAGCCGGACGCAUCUCGAAGGAGUGCAAAUGCAUCGGUUCAAAUUUGAUCACGCAAAAGUUGACCUAUGUGUACAUAUGUGUCGGGUUGGUGCUCGUCACCCAGAUCGUCCUCUACGUCUACCUCUACCGUUACAUUUCCAGGGUGGAAAGUAAGCUCCACGGCGAGUUGGGACCUGUCAAGGUACGUCCCAAAAGAUCUUUGGGAGAUUUGGAGAACACCGUGCUCAACCAGGAGUCGGCGAACGUCGAGUACUACAGUCCAGGAGGGAGGAAAGACUUCGACGACCACCAGUACAACAACACGAACAAAACGGAAGAUUGGGUCGAAUUGUCGUCCCUCUCAAGAAUACCGGUUGCUGCCAUUCAAGAAUACUGCUUGGCCACAAAAAAAUAUUGCCCUGCAGCAGAAAUGGGCCCUAUUGGUCCAGCAGGUGAGCCAGGCCCGGCUGGAGAAAAAGGGCCUAAAGGUGAUAGAGGGGAGAGGGGAUUCAAAGGAGAGAUGGGACGUCGAGGACCGGAGGGACCUCCUGGUCAUCCUGGACCAAAAGGGCACAUUGGUUUCAAAGGGCUUAAAGGUGACACAGGCAUGGAUGGACGCGAUGGACUUCCUGGUGAGCCGGGCUUAGACGGUGUUAGUGGGAGAAAUGGAAAAGAUGGAACACCAGGGUUACCAGGAGAGCCAGGGCUAAAUGGAUUGCCUGGUACUCCAGGAAUCAACGGCACAAACGGGAUCCCUGGUAGUAUUGGGCCACCUGGUCCUAAAGGGGAAAUGGGGAUGAAAGGACUUACAGGUCCAAGAGGUCGUCCAGGGCGUCCUGGUAAUCAUGGAAUACCUGGAACCCCAGGAAUCCAGGCAUGGGAGGUCACAGUGAACGGAACAAGAAGUUCAGAGCUGUUGAUACCACCAGCGAUUGUAGGCUCUGAGUCAAUAUUUUCAUCCGGCCCGAUUGUGUUGAAAGAAGGUGAAAACGUACGACUGAUGUGUGCUGCAACUGGGAACCCAAGGCCUGUAGUCCAAUGGCAAAAAAUGGAUAGUCCAACAAUCGGUCUAGGGAAAUGGAAAGAUACUGCCAUCAUUGGAUCAAUAUUAAAUAUAACAAGAGUGAAUAGAGAACAUAUGGGUACUUAUAUGUGCCUAGCCGGUAAUGGAAUUCCACCUACAGCUAACCAAACAUUCAGUAUUGAAGUUUAUUUUACACCACUGAUCACUGUGUCAGUUCAAAAUGUUUGGGUCAAAGUUAACAAAAGGGCGACUCUUGUUUGUGAAGUAGAGGCGUACCCAGAUGCUGUCGAAUAUUGGGAAAGUUCUGAUGGAAAGUUAAUUGAAAGUUCUGAUAAAUAUACUUUGGCUGUUAAUGAAACUGGAAAAUAUACGUUUACUCGGAAAGGAGGUCGCAGGGCCAUUUCCUAUGAAUAUACAAAAUUAAUUGGAGACGGACCUGCUCCAAUUGGUACCACUGUGGUAUUUGGCCAAGGCCCUCCAGCUAAAGCUGAUUUGAACGAUUUAUGCCCUCCUCCUGUCCAAUGCCCUGAAUGCCCCGAUCCAAAGGAAUUCAAAUGUCGACAUGGCUUAUAUUCACUUUACGAACUCCUUGGCAAUAGAAAUAUAGAAAAUAGGUCAUUGGAAAAUAAAACUUAUCCUGGUAUUCCAAACAGGGCUUUAGGAUGCCAGGUGUACGCUGUUGGGAAGCCUGUAUUUCUUAGAUCAUCCGAGUCUCAUUAUGGAAGUUGGAUGAGAGAUCCUGUUUCAAAAAGUGACGACGAGAAGUAUUGGGUAACUGAGGAAGAGAACAACGCCUUUCUCUUUGAGUUUGCUAAUAAAACACAAUAUCGAAAAAACAUUGCCCCAAAAAAAUACAGCCUUCAAUAUCCUUUUAGUGGAAAUUCUCAUGUUAUUUACAAUGGAUCAUUUUUCUAUCAUUAUAUCGGAAAACAAGACAUUGUCAAGUAUACACUAGCGACUGGGCAAGUGCGCACCUUAACCCUUCCACUCGCUAAACCAUUUGGAGAAAAUUUCCUGUACAGGACACAGCACAAUUACGUAGAUUUUUCAGUGGACGAUAACGGUCUCUGGGUUAUUUACGGUCUGAUUGAAACCAACAAUACAGCAGUAUUAAAAAUUGAUCCUGAAACACUGGAGAUACAAUAUGGAUAUAACAUAAGUCUUCAACAUCAAAAGGCUGGUGAAACAUUUAUCGUUUGUGGAGUCCUAUAUGCUGUUGACAGUACAACUGACAGAAGGACAACAAUCAGAUUUGCAUUUGAUCUAUUUAAAGGAGGACUUUUGGAUGAUGUUAAUCUUGAAUUCACAAAUCCUUUUAGAAAAACAACAAUGAUCGGCUAUGAUCACAAACACAAGGAGCUCUACACAUGGGAUAAAGGUAAUCAACUGACCUAUCCAAUAAGAUAUCACGAGAUGAGUUAUAAUUCAUCAAAAGAAGAUAAAGGGGAUCUGGAGGCUCAGCCGUUGCAGUCAGGAUAUGAAGUUUUUCCUCAAGAAUAAUGCAAUACCUAGUUAAAUAUGGCAAUUUCUUUUCAAUUAAUCUUUAGAACCAUCAUUAUACAAUGUCAAGAUUAUUUUAGUCUUGUUUAGUGUAGUGGUACUUAUUUGAAGCAACUGAAUUAUUUGUACGAACGAAAUGACAUCCACUCUAGAUAAUGAUAGAAUAAACAUUAAUUAAAUUGUUUUAAGGCAACUGUCUUUAUUCAUUUCAUUACAUAUUUAUCAAACUUCCAUAAAUUAAAUGUCUAUUUAUUUAUAUUUUACCAAGACCAUUAGUAUGCCAUGAAAAUCUUAAUUUAUCUAAUUAUUUCUAAGAGCAAAGGCUGAUCAAUAUAAACGAAUUCACAUUUAGAUUUAAUAUAUAAAUUUUUCUUAUCGUAAGUGAAAAUGUGUAAAUAUUUUACAAUAUGUUUGAUGUACACUUUAACAAGUAAGAAGUGAAAUUGUUACCAUUUUUUCAUUUGCACUAGUGUACUUGCUCAUUAUUCAUAUUUUACAACCUUCAAAUCAUGGGAGUUAAAAGGAAGAGAAUAAAUUGUAAUAAUGUUUUUCAAAUUGUUAUAAUAAUUAUACUGUAUUCAAUUCAUAAAUAUUGCAAAUUUGUACAUAACCUAUCAAAUUAUUUUUACUUUGUAUAAUUGUAUGUAUAAAUUCAAUAUUAGUGAAAAAACAUUUAUAAAAAUUAUACCCAUAAGAAAUUAUACAUCUAAUGUUUGUUGUUUUUUAGUAAUUUAUUUUCUUUAACCCCUAAAAUUUUAUGCAUUUGGUGACAACAAAAAACUAACUUGUAAUCAAAAUCACUUCUUAAAAAUGGUCCUCAGUUAACUUGUAUUUCUUAUUUUUAAAAGAGAUCUUUAUACUUUUGUAAAUACAAUUCAUUGAAUGUUUUAUGAUAACGAAAAUUGCCGCAAUUCAAAAAUGGAACAACUCAUCUCAUUCUCUAAGAAUAAGACCUGUUGUUACACUUUAACAUAAGUUAAGUUAAUCACUACUCCAUGCCCAUUUACCUUCGAUUAUUAACAACUUGUCAACUACAAUAAAAUCCUCUCAUUAAUGA